GCUCCGGUGUUUUACGCACAGUAGUGAACACAGAGUAUACACUUUACUCUGAUUUACACUGGUAAUCCGACUAAUGAGUUUGUUAGGCUACUUGUUGCAUUGUACUGUCUGUAUGCAGCCGUCUUUGAGUGUAGACACCAAUGGAGCUGGAGGGGCAGUGGUGGAAAGGGGAGCUUGCAGAGGACAUCUAUCAGGCCCUGCGUUACAAAGAGCUGCGGUUGCCUGCAUACAAAGGCCAGUCCCCACAGCUCAGCCUUAGACGAUAUUUUGCAGACCUCAUUGCAAUAGUGAGCAAUCGGUUCAAGCUGUGCCCAGCUGCCAGACACUUGGCUGUUUAUCUGUUGGACCUGUUUAUGGACCGCUAUGACGUUUCUGUUCAGCAGCUCCACAUGGUGGCGCUGUCCUGCUUGCUUUUGGCCAGUAAGUUUGAGGAGAGAGAAGAUUGUGUGCCGAAGCUGGAGACACUGAACAGCCUCGGCUGCAUGAGCUCCAUGAAUCUGGUUCUGACCAAACAGGCUCUCCUGCACAUGGAGCUGCUGCUCCUCGAGACGUUUCAGUGGAACUUGUACCUCCCUACGGCCGCUCACUUCAUAGAAUACUACCUGCCAGUCGCCAUGAAUGAGACGGACCUGCAUGAUGGCUGGCCGAUGGCGUGUAUGGAGAAGACCAUGAUGUACAUGUCAAAAUAUGCAGAUUACUUCUUGGAGGUCUCUCUACAAGGUGCAUUGCACAAAAAUUUCCCAAACUCUCUGUUUCUGAUCACUUUGACCAGAUUAAAAUGCUUACAGUUUCUCUUCAUGGAUAUAAGUUGGUGUUUCAGGCUUGAAGACAUAUUUCUUUUCUCUUCUGAAGAUCAUGCAUUUCUGCGAUUCGUCCCAUCUUUGGUCGCUGCGGCGUGUGUGGCUUCUUCUCGAGUAAUCUUGCGUUUGUCUCCUACAUGGCCGCCCCGCCUGCAGCGCCUGUCAGCGUACACCUGGGAGCAGCUGUUGCCCUGCGUGGAGAGACUUUUAAUUGCUCACGACAGUGAUGUAAAGGAAGCGAACCAGCAGAAAUGCCAGCAGCCAAGUGUUCGGUCAGCCCAGACGGCAUACCCCAUCCCGCAUCAGUACAUGCAGCAGCCAAACUCGCAGUACGUCCAGCAGAACUGCCAGCCGGUGAUCGUGUCUGCUCCGAGCCAUAACACCUACCUGACCCAUGCCACCUCAAUGCAGGUCUCCAAGGCCCCUCUGCAUGAGCACGGGCAGCCCCAAACAAUGUGUGCACCAAUGGAUGCCAAAGUGAACAUGCCCAGUAGAGUGUACCAGGUGAAUGCACUGUACCCCUGUACAGCUCCCUGCUUCCACAGAUGAUUGAGCGGACAUGAAGUUGUGGGAAUGUAAACACACAAAAAAAAGCACACUGCUCUUAAAGGGACAGUUCACCCAAAAAUGAAAAUUCUGUCGUUUACUCACCCUCAUGCUGUUUGGAACGACUUGAACAUGAGAAAAUGAUGACAGAAUUUUUAUUUUUUCGGUGAACUCUUCCUUUGAAUAGUACUUGAUCUGACCCGCGUGAACUGCUGAAUUCUGUCUUUUUAAUUGAAAUGAUCAGGGUGAAAACUACAAAGCGUUAGAUCACUGUAAUGUUGAUAAUGAGGUAUGGUGUGAGCAGAAAUGUGCAAUAUUAAGAUGCUGUCAUGCAUCACCCACUGCAUACUACCUCAUGGUGUUUCAUUUAUUGUGUUAAGUUUACUUAAUAGUAGUAGUAUUAUUUACAGGCAUGUUACAUUAAUGAAAACGUCAUGAGAGUUUGAAGUUACAUUGAGGUUUUACUAACACAAGCAAUUCGCAAGUGUUAAUUUGCUCUUCCUCAUUGAAUAUAGACUAUUAUUGUCUCGCAACCUUAAAAAUGCACUUUGGCACAGUAUUAUUUUUUGUUUUUUAAUAAAAAUGCAACAUUUCUGUUGUAGCUAGUUUUGUUGUUUUGUUAUAUUAUGCUGGGUUAUGCAGAGAUUGUGGUAUAUGUUCAUGAUUUAAAAAGCUACUCCACAGUUUUCAACUGCAAAUAUUUUGCUAUUCAGUAUGCUUUAAAAUCAAGCACCUAAAAGUUUACCCCCUUUUUUUUAUUAAUAGAAUCACUACACUUUUUUUUUUUGACAAUCAUGAACUUUUUUUUUUUUUUGAGAAUCAGUAAAUUUAUUUAUUUUGUGACAAUCAUGAAACUUUUUUU
Myxocyprinus asiaticus (Chinese sucker) is the source of this 2208-nucleotide messenger RNA. It is a transcript of the gene ccnj, whose product is annotated as cyclin J. NCBI's taxonomy places the organism in Eukaryota, Metazoa, Chordata, Actinopteri, Cypriniformes, Catostomidae. Gene Ontology annotation, molecular function: cyclin-dependent protein serine/threonine kinase regulator activity. Gene Ontology annotation, biological process: mitotic cell cycle phase transition; regulation of cyclin-dependent protein serine/threonine kinase activity. The coding region runs from base 141 to 1349 and encodes 402 amino acids. The transcript has 5 exons. The record is from RefSeq and is a predicted model, not a curated record. Gene Ontology annotation, cellular component: cytoplasm; nucleus; cyclin-dependent protein kinase holoenzyme complex.